GGCCGCUCCGCCUCUCACGGUGCCUCUUUCCAACUCCGGCUCCACCGCCUCUGUAUAACUCCGGCGAGUCUUCCAAAUCGGGAUUUCAAUCCAAACCCUAACUCAAGUUUCAAAUUGGUACCUUUUGUGUCAGCUCUUGUACACAGGAAGCUCUCGUUCGGAAAAUAAAGCCAACCGCCAAUGGCCGUCGUCAAGCCAAGUCUCCGUCGUGUCUGUCGCCUGGCCACCACCAUCAAUUCCUUUUCUUCUUCCUCCUCAGCCGUCAUCUCGGCCUCUCAUUCCGACACAGAGACUGAGACAACAGCAGUCGUCACCACCGCCACCCAGAAACUAUCUCACUCGGAAACCCUAAUAUCGGAAAAACUCCAUUCUCUAAUAAAAAACCACCACCGUCAAAACCCUAACCCUAAUCCGAUCGUCACCCCUUUCCCUCCGGACUUCUCCAUCCCGUCUCUCUCCUUCGACUUUUCCAACAUCUCCCACCACCAACCCCUCUCCCCCGCCGUUAUCCGCUGCGUAAUCGAAAAAUGCGCCGCCGUGCGUCAUGGUAUUCCUUUUGCACAAGCCCUAGCUUUCUUCAAUUGGGCAACCUCAAUGACCGAUGGCACAAGAACCGAUUCACCAGACCCCUACAAUGAAAUGAUCGACCUCGCCGGAAAAUCCCGCCAGUUCGACGUAGCUUGGCAGGUAAUUGAACUAAUGAAAGCAAGAAAUAUACAAAUUUCCGUUGAUACCUUUUCGAUUUUGAUACGUAGGUAUGUUAGGGCUGGAUUAGCUGCCGAAGCUGUUCAUGCGUUUAACCGAAUGGAGGAAUAUAAUUGUAAGCCUGAUCGAAUUGCUUUCUCGAUUGUGAUCGGAAUUCUUUGCAAGAAACGAAGAGCAGAAGAAGCUCAAUCGUUCUUCAAUAGCUUGAAGCAUAAAUUCGAACCAGAUGUUAUUCUGUACACCAGUUUAGUCCAUGGAUGGUGCAGGGCAGGUAACAUUUCAGAAGCUGAAAGGGUUUUCCACGAAAUGAAAACAUCUGGAAUCAAACCAAAUGUCUACACUUACACCAUUGUUAUCGAUGCUUUGUGUAGAAAUGGUCAGAUAACUCGUGCCCACGAUGUGUUUGCUGAAAUGCUUGACCAAAAAAUCGAACCCAAUGCCAUUACUUACAACAAUCUAAUGCGGGUUCAUGUCAAAUCCGGCCGAACCGAAAAGGUUUUGCAAGUUUACAAUCAAAUGAAACGACUAUCUUGUCCCCCUGAUUUGAUCACUUACAACUUCCUUAUCGAAAGCCAUUGUAAAGAUGGGAAUCGUGAUGAAGCAAUCAAGAUUCUGAACUCGAUGAGCAAGAAAGGGUGUGAGCCAAAUGCAAGUAGCUUCAACCCCAUUUUUAAAGAAAUCUUGAAAGCCCGAGAUGUAAAUGGUGCUCAUAGAUUGUUUGGGAGGAUGAAGGAGAUGAAAUGUAAGCCGAAUACAGUGACUUAUAAUGUGUUGAUGAGGAUGUUUGCUGAUAUGAAAUCGGCGGAUAUGGUGUUGAAGUUGAGAAAGGAGAUGGAUGAGAAUGAGGUUGAGCUUAAUGUGAACAGUUAUAGGAUCUUGAUUGGGAUGUAUUGUGGAAUGGGGCAUUGGAACAAUGCUUAUAAGUUUUUUAGGGAGAUGAUUGAAGAGAAGUGUUUGAAACCUAGCCAUGGUGAUUAUGAAAUGGUAUUGGGGCAGCUUAGGAAGGCUGGGCAGAUCAAGAAACAUGAAGAAUUGGUGGAGAAGAUGGUGAGUAGGGGUUUUGUUGCUAGACCUUUGUAGUAUGGUAUGGUGCCACCCUCCGGAAAGGUAACCGCUUAUAUGCCCGCUA
Molecule: messenger RNA, 1834 nt
Organism: Cynara cardunculus var. scolymus (artichoke)
Lineage: Eukaryota; Viridiplantae; Streptophyta; Magnoliopsida; Asterales; Asteraceae
Product: pentatricopeptide repeat-containing protein At1g20300, mitochondrial
Exons: 1
Coding region: 181-1785 (534 amino acids)
Molecular function (GO): protein binding
Source: RefSeq, a predicted model, not a curated record